AUGGCCUUACAUGAAGGACCAAGGAACAGAGAAGUAGCUUCAUAUCCAGACAUUCCACAGGUCGUGUCGCUUGGAUCGUGGGCCAUUCCUUUGUCUUCUGGGCCGCCAGGAGGACUGCAGCUCGAGCGCGAGGCCAGCAGCUGGGCUUUCCGAAGGACCAGUUGGCGGUGCGAUGGCUUGGGUACAGGGGAUAUUGCUGGAGGGACAUCUGCUGUGACAUCACUUACUGUUAUGAAUCUAUUAAAAUUGUUUCUAAGAGCUGUGGGAAUCCAGAAGAAGCGCUCAUCAGGCCAGCUAUUGAAGGCAAUCGUAUUUGAGCUAGCCAGUUGUAUUGACCAAAGUCUCUUUCCUUCUGAUUCACUUGGUACCUUCAAGUAUGACCUAAAUAACUGGCCAAGUUCCUUUAAGGAUGUGAAUGACUUUGAUUGGCUGUCUAGUCUGUCAAAUCAACCUUGUCCACCAAAGCCUAUAUGCUUAACCUCUCAACACACCAUUGAAGGACCCAAGUUUUCAGAACAUCAGAACUACACUGUAAACGGCAGGCCCACUGGACAAUGUCCCAUAACAAAAUUUCAAGAAAAUUCAUCUGCUACGUUAACAAUUCAUGAGUUUGGCUCCGUUCCUCAACUGGAGACUCCUCAACAUAAACCUGCCCGGGAAGAUGCUUUUAGAAACUGGAGUCCACUGACUCUUCAAAUCAAAAUUUUACAGGAAUGCUUACCUUGUACAGAUCUAGACCAUGAGUGUUUAAAUCAGCCUCCAAAGCCUGUCGUAAACAAUGAUACUCUAUAUUCUUCAAAUAGUACAAAAAAAUCAGUUUUUAGCUUGCCACUUAAUAUGGCAAAAACCAUGCCAUGUUCUCAUAUGAAGAUGACCGAUCAAGAAAAAGAAGACACUGCUAAACCUAUUCUUUACUCCAACAAACCUAUGUCAUGGUCCAGAUCCAUACAAAAAUCAGUUUCCAGAGAUAGUCUUAAGAAUUCCAUUAAUUGUCGUGACUGCAGUGUUCAAACUGACAACCAGCCAUCAAAGAUUCCUGAUCUCUAUACAACACAACAUGAUUCCUCUCUCUAUGGCACAUUCCAUAAGCCUGAAUAUGUAGAACCAAAGCAAAGUAUCAUCUGGGACAGUUAUGACCUUCAUCUUUCCAGAAGCCUUGCAAAUAGUACGACAUCAAGUCAGGUCACUGAUUGGGCUUUAAGACAACCAGAUGAACGGUGUGGUGUUGAAAAGUUGCUUCUGAAUUCUGAAGAUGUUUUCAAGGUGUGGUAA
Pelobates fuscus (common spadefoot toad) is the source of this 1272-nucleotide messenger RNA. RefSeq lists its product as uncharacterized. Lineage: Eukaryota; Metazoa; Chordata; Amphibia; Anura; Pelobatidae. The record is from RefSeq and is a predicted model, not a curated record. Bases 1 to 1272 code for a protein of 423 amino acids. The transcript has 7 exons.